CACAUGCGCAAUAUAUAGGAAAACAAAAAAUGGCGUAUGGUGAAUCUUAGGAGUACACCGAUGGGUAAAUCAUGUCAGUUGUAGACUUUUAUACCUAAGUUUACAAAUAAAGACUUAUAUUAUUUGUUUCGAAACUGAGCAACCAUGCUUGAUCUCGAAGUUGUUCCUGAAAGAUCUCUCGGAAACGAACAAUGGGAGUUUAUUUUGGGUAUGCCAUUCUAUCAAACUGUAAAUAUCUUAAAACGUCAAGACCGUGUGAUAAAAGCUGUUCAAAUUCGAUACAGUAAUACUCAACCUUUACAAAUGGAUCUGGUUGUAAGUUUAUCCCAGGAUGGAAUCAAACUGAUCUUUGAUCCAGUAUGUCAACGGUUAAAAAUCAUUGAAGUAUUUUGUAUGAAUAAAGUUAAAUUAAAAUAUUGUGGUGUGCAUUUUAAUUCCUUACAAGUUCAGCCUACCAUUGAACAGAUUGAUCAGUCGUUUGGGGCAACACGUCCUGGAGUGUAUAAUUCCGAGAAACAACUUUUUGUUUUAAAUUUCCGUGGGCUUUCCUUUGAUUUUCCAAUUGAAUCCAAAUUUGAGCCUCGUUAUGCUCAUGGACUUGGAUCCCUUCAAUUUCCAAAUGGAUCAUCUCCGGUUGUAGCUAGGAUGUGCAUUUAUUCUGGAAAUAGUUUAAGUGAUACAAAAUCACCUCCACUACCAAUCACAUGUUUCCAUGGAGACUGUUUUGUCGAUUGUGUUGAAGUGCUGAGAGAUUACAACUCUACGAAAGGAUUAAAGUUCAUUCUUGUAACUGAAGGUAAUGGUUCCAGCAAACUGUUAGACACAAGAAAGAAAACAGUAGACAGAAUUGUUAGAUUCUCAGAUUCUUGUCAAGAUGUGAUUAGUGCCUUAGGAUGUCCUAGUAAGGUGUUCUAUAAAUCAGAAGAUAAAAUGAUGAUUCAUUCCCCUGAUGCUCAUCGAAGAGUUAAAUCACGCUGUUCUGAUUAUUUUUACAACUAUUUUACAAUGGGUGUCGACAUACUUUUUGAUGCAAACACCCACGUAGUGAAAAAAUUCAUUUUGCAUACAAACUAUCCAGGUCAUUACAACUUUAAUAUGUAUUAUAGAUGUGAAUUUAAAAUCCCUAUCCAUAUAGAUAAACCAGAAUUAGAAACUGGAUUAUCUGAGGAAGAGCCAUUGAUUAUCACAGCAUAUUCCAAGUGGGACAAAGUGCAGAAAUACCUGCUGAAACCAGAACAGAGACCUGUUAUUCUGACCCGAUCAUCUUCAACUAAUACCAGUAACCCUUUUGGAUCAACUCUCUGCUAUGGUGUUCAUGAUAUGAUAUUUGAAACCAUGCAGAACCAUCACAUCGCAUCAAUUACCUUGUAUCAACCUUCCAAUGUGUCCUCACCCACAAAUGACAUUCCAAUGUGCUGAGGUGAACUGCCAUCUUUCAGAAACAAAGACCCCCUAUAUACAUAUAUAUAUAUAAACUUGUUUUGAGGAUAGCUUUGCUUUCCUUUCAGACAAGAAUUGAGGAAAAUUCUGCUGCUCUAUUUUGGUUUCCACCCUAACGAAUGUAAAACUGAAAAAUUGUGUAUCACUUUGUGAAUAUUUAGAGGAAAAAAAAAAAAAUCAUUCAAAUGCUUCCCCUUCACCCUAUCUGGUUUAUUAGUUUUAGGUUCAUUUGAAGUCAGUGGUUAUGAUGACUUUCUUGUUACCUGACCCUUAUAAACCCAAAAUGUCAAUUUAAAUGGGAGUGAUUAGAUGAGAAAUUCCUAAAUUUCUGUCUAACUAGAACCUUUCUUUCCUUGUCAAUCUCAUUAAAAUAUCAAUAUAUGACUGAAGAUAGAAUUCAAUGAAGCAGAAAAAUUUGUAUUUCAUUGAGAAUUUAAUUAUUCAUUUCACAAUUCUAGUGAUUUUUAAAACAUUUGACCUGUAUUUACAAAUUUACAGGUGAAUCUUUUUUCUUUGCUAUUCAUUGAGGGUUUUUUUUUUCUGUUAUAACAUACAUCAUUUCAAUAUUUUUUUUUCUUUUAAGUUUCAUGGUAGCCUUUAUACAUUAUAUUCUAAUGAAAUUUUUUUAUCAAAACUUAUCCUCAGUAUUUCAGGGUAUGAUUUAACAGUACCAAUACAUUUUGAUUGUAAAAGUGAUUACAAAUUUGAAGUGGCUUUGAUAUUUUCCUUUCUUUUUAAAAACAAACAAAACAAAUGAAGCCAUGCCAGCUUAUGCUGCAAUAUAAAAAAAAAUAUAUAUAUUUGCUUUCACUUUUUCACUUACCUAAAAUUCCCAAACACAAAAUUUUGAUAAUUUUCAUCUCAUAUAAUUGAAAUUAUGUUGAAGAAACUAAAUUUUAAAAUUAUUUUAAAGAUCUCUUUCCAUGAAACAUCAAAAAAAGAAAAUGAAAUGAAUUUUUUUUUUUUUGAAACUUAUUGAUUUAUCUUUAAAAACUAUUUCUACAAUCUCUCAAUUGCCACAUUCAUUUGGCUUGUGAUAAUAAACAUUGAGAAAAGAGAAUGCACUCAUACUGCUGAAAUUCUAAUUACAUUGCAGAUAAAUUUGAAAUAAGAUAGCUUACAAAAUAUUUUCAGAUUAAAUAUUUAAAGUAAUUUCUUUCAUUUUAUCAUUUAUAAAAGAUAGAGCUGACUAUGCAUUUUCAACAGUCUUGUGUUUUCUAUAUUUUAUAAUUUAAGCUUACUAUAUUUGUAUAAGGCAUGCUUUACUGACAUAGAAGUCAACAGCUUUCAGCAAGCUAUUAAAUUAAACCCUCAAGUGAGUGUUGUGAAAAAAAAAAUGCAAUGAUCAAAUAGUAUCAGCCUUUCCGCUACUACCUCCUAUCUGAUCACAGGCAUUGCACCUCCAUCAUAAAACUAAAUUCCACUGCAUCUUCAACUGAAAUAGAAACUAUCAGGCUGUAAUAGCCCAAAAAAUGUUUUUUUUUUCUUUAUCAAGACUGGUUCUAAAGACUUUUAAAGUUGAUGUAGAUAUUUCUUGAGACUUGAAAACUGUGAAUUCAAUUUCAUUAGAAAAAUAUCAAACAUGAGCGUAUGUAUAUGUAUAUAUAUACACACACACACAAGCUUUCAAGUGUUUACAAAAAUUUUAACUAAGGGCAGGUGAUAAUAGGUUCUAAAUUUUCAAUCUAGUCAGUGUAUGAGUGAAAUAGUCUUGUUUUAUUUAUUUAUUGAAUUCACUUCAAUUACUCAGCAUAUUGAGAAAAAUGUCAACAUUUGCUUUGUACAAAGUUAAAACACGGAAAUAAAGUUGAACACACACA
Molecule: messenger RNA, 3260 nt
Organism: Octopus bimaculoides (California two-spot octopus)
Lineage: Eukaryota; Metazoa; Mollusca; Cephalopoda; Octopoda; Octopodidae
Product: phagosome assembly factor 1
Biological process (GO): Golgi to plasma membrane protein transport
Cellular component (GO): trans-Golgi network
Source: RefSeq, a predicted model, not a curated record